Molecule: messenger RNA, 2338 nt
Organism: Scleropages formosus (Asian bonytongue)
Lineage: Eukaryota; Metazoa; Chordata; Actinopteri; Osteoglossiformes; Osteoglossidae
Gene: kcnf1b
Product: potassium voltage-gated channel, subfamily F, member 1b
Exons: 1
Coding region: 407-1870 (487 amino acids)
Biological process (GO): action potential; protein homooligomerization; potassium ion transmembrane transport
Cellular component (GO): voltage-gated potassium channel complex; membrane
Molecular function (GO): voltage-gated potassium channel activity
Source: RefSeq, a predicted model, not a curated record
GGGGAGGUGGGGUGUCAAGAGAGAGGAGCGGAGCGGAGAAGAGACCUGUUAGCGGAGCGCGCGGCGCUUCUCUCUCUCCCGUCGCUCCGCGCGCGCCCCUCACUGAGCCCCUCAUGAAGCCGCUCUCCGUUCGCAACGACUUCAUUCGCGCUCUUCCCGGGCACGAGCUGCCGGACCCGGCUGCCGCCGCGUGUCUUUUGCUCCAUCUCUGAUUUGGGAGCGAUCCUGGGGACUGCACAACAUUUUUUGCAGCGUCCUAAAGUUUUUCUUUUCUUUUUUCCCGCUUUUGCUUAAAAAUCUUUUUUUUUUUUUUUUUCCCUGCGACAACUGGCAGGAGGGGGAAGCGCAUCUGCGCGUGACACCCAUGACGCCGCGGAUGCUGUGACCCUCGCUCGGCUCGGCGGACAUGCGGGGGGCUCCCAGGGGCCGCGCCGCCGAGUGCGCGAGCUCGCAGUGCAGCCGCGACGCCGAGCUCGUGGUGAACAUCGGCGGCGUGCGCCAGGUGCUGUGCGGGGACGUGCUGAAGCGCUACCCGGAGACGCGCCUGGCCGAGCUGCUGGACUGCUCCUCUCGCGGCCUGGACGCAGUGCCCUCCCUCUGCGACGACUACGACCCGGGAAAGGGCGAGUUCUACUUCGACAGGGACCCGGACGCCUUCCGCUGCAUCCUGGAGGUCUACUACUUCGGGGAGGUACACAUGAAGCGCGGCUUCUGCCCCAUCUGCUUCACCAAGGAGAUGGAGUUCUGGAAGGUGGACACCAGCUUCCUGGACGAGUGCUGCCGGAGCAGCCUGAGCGAGAAGGAGGAGGAGCUGGCCGAGAUCGCCCACAAGGUGCGGCUCAUCCUCGACGACCUGGAGGGCGACCCGGGCGCCGGCCGCUGGCAGCGGGGCCAGAAGUUCACGUGGAAGCUCAUGGAGAAGCCAGAGUCGUCGGCGGCGGCGCGCGUCGUCGCCGUCGUCUCCUUCCUCUUUAUCCUCGUGUCCUCCGUGGUGAUGUGCAUGAGCACGAUCCCCGACCUGCAGGUGGAGGAUGCCGACGGGAACCACGUGGAGCACCCCACGCUGGAGGCCGUCGAGACGGUGUGCAUCGGCUGGUUCACCGUGGAGUACCUGCUGCGCCUCAUCUCCUCGCCCAACAAGGUACACUUUGCGCUCUCCUUCAUGAACAUCAUAGACUUCAUGGCCAUCAUGCCCUUCUACGUGGUGCUCACACUCACGCACCUGGGCACCGCCGUCAUGGAGCUGGCCAACGUGCAGCAGGCGGUGCAGGCGCUCCGCAUCAUGCGCAUCGCGCGCAUCUUCAAGCUGGCGCGCCACUCGUCCGGCCUGCAGACGCUCACCUACGCCCUCAAGAGGAGCUUCAAGGAGCUCGGCCUGCUGCUCAUGUACAUGGGCGUGGGCAUCUUCGUCUUCUCCGCGCUCGGUUACACCAUGGAGCAGAGUCACCCCGAGACCCUGUUCAAAAGCAUCCCCCAGUCCUUCUGGUGGGCCAUCAUCACCAUGACCACCGUGGGCUACGGGGACAUCUACCCAAAAACCACGCUGGGCCGAUGCAACGCCGCCAUCAGCUUCCUGUGCGGGGUCAUAGCCAUCGCGCUGCCCAUCCACCCCAUCAUCAACAACUUUGUCAUCUACUACAACAAGCAGAAGGUGCUGGAGACGGCGGCCAAACACGAGCUGGAGCUCAUGGAGCUGCACUCCCACGAGGGCGGUGCCACGGGGUCUCGGGAGCGGGGGGGGUGGCGCGAGGCCGAGGCCGGGGGCGGGGCGGGGCCCGGGGUCGGGGUCGGGGCCGGCUCGCUCCCGGACGCCCGCGUCCCGCUCAUGACGGAGUGCCGCAGGACCGGGCAGCCCGAGAGCUGCGAGUGACCGCGCUAAACAGAGUCGCAGACCCCCCACAGAGACUGAGCGCUCUGCCACCAGAGACUGUGAAGCUCCUUGAGGCGAAGGUCCACGCGGUGCAGCAUCUUCUGGAACAUCUCCACUAGACAGGGACAUCCGAGGGACACCAGAGCCAUACCGGACCAGACCAGAGCAGACUCCUAAGAGUGAUACCUGAAGGGCGUUCCACGGCUCUCGCGGAGAUCUGCGAUAUCUGACAGAUGUGGGAGCGCCAUCUCUGGUAUCAGUGGUGCGUGACUGACACCAGAGUGAUACCAGUGCUGGAGCGGUAUCUGUGGGAUAUCAGUGAUCUCCGAGGUGAGACCCUCCCAAAGUCCUGCAAGAAGAGCCCAGCGCCCGACGUGUAAGAGCUGCCCGUUUUAUGGUUAUUUAAUAAAGUUCCUGCAUGAGAAACUCACUGGAGGAGGUGAACGUUUGUUACCGCGGUGCCAGAAG